Messenger RNA from Silurus meridionalis, 3486 nucleotides. It is a transcript of the gene pde4bb, whose product is annotated as phosphodiesterase 4B, cAMP-specific b. The coding region runs from base 227 to 2308 and encodes 693 amino acids. Gene Ontology annotation, cellular component: nucleus; perinuclear region of cytoplasm; cytosol. Gene Ontology annotation, molecular function: transmembrane transporter binding; 3',5'-cyclic-AMP phosphodiesterase activity. The record is from RefSeq and is a predicted model, not a curated record. NCBI's taxonomy places the organism in Eukaryota, Metazoa, Chordata, Actinopteri, Siluriformes, Siluridae. Gene Ontology annotation, biological process: signal transduction. The transcript has 17 exons.
AUCUCCGCGCUCAGAGGAUUCCCACCGCAGUUUUCAGCAGGACACGAGGACUGGAAUCGGCACUCGUUCAUUUCAUCCCUCCAUUUCCACCUUUCCUGUGUGUUUCUUUCAGCAGACGACUGAAUGAGGGACUGAGCCGAGCAUCUGGAUGUUGUGAAGGUCUCAUCUGUAUUCAUCACACACUGCCUGAGGAGAGAGGAGGAAGAGAAGAGAAGAGGAAAGAAGGAUGAGGAAAAGUCGUAGUGUGCUGGCAGUGACGCCUGACGAGAGCAGGGAAAUCCCAGCAUGCACCGGUGCCACACUCGGCUCCGAGCUGCGUCGAUGCUACCGCCGUCACUCAGGGACGCUCACUUUGCCACCGUUGUCAUGGCGUCAAGCCGAAAGGACCAGGAGUCCUGAGGAAGACCUGGUGAGCCGGCCGACCUCGCUGCCCUUCUUCAACCCGCCGCGCAUAAACAUCACACCGGUACCACCCGAGAGUCUGGAGGCUGAGAACGGUCUGUGCAGUCCUGUGGAGCUCCAGGUUUCUCCUGGUUCUGCGUUGGUUCUCCCUCAGGGUCAGCGCAGAGAGUCGUUCCUGUAUCGCUCCGACAGCGACUACGAACUCUCGCCCAAAUCCACCUCACGCAACUCCUCCAUCAUGGGAGAACUACACGGGGAGGAUCUCAUCGUCACUCCGUUUGCUCAGGUCCUCGCCAGUCUGCGUACGGUCCGGAGUAACUUCAGUGUUCUGACCAACGUACCUGGACCCUCCAGCAAGAGGUCUCCGGUUAGCAUGCAGCCUCCGCUAAACAGAGCCUCGCUAUCAGACGAGUCGUAUCAGAAGCUGGCCUUGGAGACCAUGGAGGAGCUGGACUGGUGCCUGGACCAGCUGGAGACCAUCCAGACACACCGGUCCGUCAGUGACAUGGCCUCCAACAAGUUCAAGAGGAUGUUAAACCGUGAGCUAACACACCUGUCAGAAAUGAGUCGCUCUGGGAACCAGGUGUCCGAGUUCAUCUCCAACACCUUCUUAGACAAACAGAAUGAGCUGGAGAUCCUGUCGCCUCCUCCCAGGUCUCGGGACAGGAAGAGAAAACAGCUACAGCAGCCGCUCAUGACUCAGAUCAGUGGGAUGAGGAAGGUCACACAUGGACCAGGCAUCUCCAGCAGCUGUAGCGUGGCCCGAUUUGGAGUCAAGACCGACCUGGAAGAUCUGCUCGCAAAGGACUUGGAGAACAUCAACAAGUGGGGGUUGAACAUCUUUAGAAUUGCCGAGCAUUCCCAUCAGAGGCCGCUCACCUGCGUCAUGUACGCCAUCUUCCAGGAGAGAGAUUUGAUGAAGACCUUCAAGAUCCCAAUGGACACCUUUGUGACCUACAUAAUGACCCUGGAGGACCACUACCACUCGGACAUGGCUUACCACAACAGCCUGCACGCGGCCGACGUGGCCCAGUCCACGCACAUCCUGCUGUCCACACCCGCUCUCGAGGCGGUCUUUACGGAUUUGGAGAUUCUGGCAGCCAUCUUUGCAGCAGCGAUCCAUGAUGUGGACCACCCGGGGGUCUCCAACCAGUUCCUGAUUAAUACCAACUCGGAACUGGCGCUCAUGUACAACGACGAAUCUGUUCUUGAGAAUCACCACUUGGCCGUCGGCUUCAAGCUCCUACAAGGAGAAAACUGUGACAUCUUUCAGAACCUGUCGAAGAAACAGAAGCAGAACCUUCGCAAGAUGGUCAUUGACAUGGUCCUAGCGACCGACAUGUCCAAACACAUGAGCUUGCUGGCGGAUCUAAAGACCAUGGUGGAGACCAAGAAAGUGACCAGUUCAGGAGUGUUGCUGCUGGAUAACUACACAGACAGGAUACAGGUCCUGCGCAACAUGGUCCACUGUGCCGAUCUCAGCAACCCCACCAAGCCAUUAGAUCUCUACCGUCAGUGGACAGACCGCAUCAUGGAUGAGUUCUUCCACCAGGGAGACCGUGAACGAGAGCGCGGCAUGGAGAUCAGCCCCAUGUGCGACAAGCACACUGCUUCGGUCGAGAAAUCCCAGGUGGGAUUCAUUGACUACAUCGUGCAUCCGCUGUGGGAGACGUGGGCGGAUCUGGUGCACCCGGAUGCCCAGGACAUCCUGGACACUCUGGAGGAGAACCGAAACUGGUACCAUAGCAUGAUCCCUCAGAGUCCUUCUCCUCCAUUCUAUGAAGUCGAAGGAGAUAAGUUCCAAUUUGAGCUGGAAGGAGACGAUGGAGACAAUAUUCACCAUGAAGGACCUUCAGACACAUCUGACAUGGACAUAGCUCCUUGUUCUUCGCCAGCGGAGACGUAGCAUUCCACUACAUCGACUGUGUUGGUUUAUCUCAUGCAACGGAGCUCAACAGAACUUCUUCGAGUGUAGAAGUUAUUUUGAUCUGACCGGCCCAGAGGCUGCUUUCUUGCAGACCGUGUAUCUGGAAGGUAAAGAUACAGUAGGAAUCCUCAUAGCUGGAGUUUGCAGAACUCGACUAGCAGGUUCUCGUGCGGUUUGCUGGCACUGAAGCAGGAACUGAGCAGAACCUUGAACUUGAACUUCAGCGCCAGUACGGGACGCUAUGAAAGAGAACUACUGACUAAUGAUCCGCAUGGAGUUUUUUUCUUCUGCAAAAAUAGACACACUUGUUUUUUUUUUAAACCCGUGUGUAUUUUGCAACGUUUGUUUAUAGUAAACACAUCAGAACCCGCAUACACAUUUAACAUGAAGGGAUCGUUUUUCUAAAGCGUGAAGAAAAAAGACCUGCGUUUCCUCCAGGAAAUGUUUUGAUCACUCUUAUGGGAAAAAAGAGGCGGGGCAGCGCCGGUUUGCGGAAAACAACCUGUUGGUGAUCUACACGUUUUCUAGAAGUCCAUAAGAGACUGUGAUAUUCACUGUGUUAAGCUUUUACUAUCAUUUUGUAUUAAAACAUGGUACGUGUUUUAGAUGAAACCCGAAAUGAAAAGCACUUUAAUGCUGACACUGAGAACACUUUAGGACGAGGGGAAAAAAACAACACACUCAUUUUUUUCCUGUAAAAGCUGAGUUCGGCUAAAACCCUGCUCCAGCACAGCUGAUUGAAGAAACCUGACGCAAUAUGUCACCGUCACGGCGAUGAGCGCCGACGUCAAUGCCCCUCGUUUCUCAGUAGAGUCAUGCAUAUACAGGAUGUGGUAGGAAUGGCAUCCUGAGAGUGAGCGCUAGUCUCCUGCAGCAGGGCGGCAUUGCGGCUGCUGCGGCGCAAUCGAGCCACGAAGGCAACCGAGAAAAAAAACCAAUACCCAGAACUGACAUUUGCAUUGCGACUUCCUGCAGAUGCACUGAAUCUCACUCCAGCUGUUCGUUCCUUAAACAGCACUGAAGAAACAUGUGGAACGUACCUGGUUUGUUGUCACCACUCCGUGGUAUUGAGGUUGUGUUGCUACACCGUCCCACACUGUGAUGUCUUGGUGUACCGUGUUACUGGCCAAAGACUUAAUUAAAACAUUUUGAAAAGA